Notolabrus celidotus (New Zealand spotty) is the source of this 4209-nucleotide messenger RNA. It is a transcript of the gene fhdc4, whose product is annotated as FH2 domain containing 4. Bases 572 to 3121 code for a protein of 849 amino acids. The record is from RefSeq and is a predicted model, not a curated record. Lineage: Eukaryota; Metazoa; Chordata; Actinopteri; Labriformes; Labridae. The transcript is spliced from 12 exons.
AGCUCAUAAUAAAAACAGAGCUUUUAAAAACAAUCGAUGAUUUCCCUUUAUCAGUCACGCUGGAGGCGUCUGGACAUCCAGUGGACUGCUCUCAUAAGUUCAUGACAGCUGGACAGAAAACACAGCGAGACCACAAACUCCAGCCAACAGGUCCCACAUAACUUCCCACAGAUCAUGCGACUCUGAAGGUGUGGACUUCAUGGACAGAAGUCAGUUACCUGGGCGUGUCGUCGUGUUCAUGCAGGGUGUUUCGACACUCUCUUCCUGUCUUAUCCAGGUUGUUGUCAGUCUUUUCUUUGGAUGGUGGAGUUACAACGAGACGACGGAGGGAAAAGUCAUAGAACAAGGAAAAAGACGGAUCAUUUCUCAGUAUUUGUGCGCAAAAUAAAGUCUGAAUAAAUCAUCCCAGCUGACAACACUGUGGACGGUCCCUCCAUCACAACAACUGCAGCACUCUCCAACUAAAACAGAAGCAUCCUCACUUCAAUUCUUUGUGGGCUUUGGAGCAGCCUGUAUGGCUGACUGAGACCAUGACAACAUCCCUAACCCACUGACAGCCUUUCCUUAGAAGAUGCAACCAGAAGGUCCUCCUGCUCCACCACCGCCACCCCCUCCUCCACCACCGCCUCCACCACCGCCACCACCUCCACCUCCGCCACCUCCUCCUGGUAUCCCUCCUCCUCCUCCUCCCCCAGGCGCCCCUCCAUCCCUCCAUGGCUCAAGCCUCUUUGGAAAGGGGGGGCAUAGGAGCUCCAAGAUGCGUAACUUUAACUGGGAGACCCUCCCCAAACACAGCGUGCUAGGAAAGCAUAACAUCUGGACAGCAGAUAAGACCGAUGGGGAAUACGAGCUGGACACAGUUCGAAUGGAGGAACUGUUCAGCCACAAGCAGGGCAAGCAACAAGUCAAAGCCUUGAACCGCCAGAGUCUGAAAGGCAUGCCUAAUGCUGGCUCAGGAGGGGAAAUGGUUUCCAUCCUCAACUCCAAGAGGAGCAUGAACAUAGGAAUUUUCCUGAAGCAAUUCAAGCGGCCUGUGCAAGACAUGAUCGAAGACAUUAAAUCAGGAAGUAGUCUCAGUUUUGGAUUUGGAAAGCUGAAGGAGCUGCGCAAGCUGCUGCCAGAUGAAGGGGAGGUGAAGCAGCUGGUUGGUUUUAAAGGUGACACCUCAGCUCUCCCUGAAGCAGAUCUGUUCAUGCAUAUGCUAGUCAAGGUAUCCAGUUAUGAAGAGCGUCUUAGCAGCUUGGUGCUCAAAGAGGAACUUGUCCCUCUCAUGAAUGAAAUGAAAGGGUUCAUUAGCACUUUGACAGCUGCAGGAACAGAACUGUUGGAGUCUGAUCAUUUACAUUCUGUGAUUCGCCUGGUCCUGAAGACUGGAAAUUAUAUGAAUGCUGGUGGUUAUGCAGGGAGUGCAAUUGGCUUCCGGAUGGCCUCUCUGUUGAAGUUGGCAGACACCAAGGCAAACAAACCUGGAAUGAAUCUUAUGCAUUAUGUUGUGAUGCAAGCUCAGAAGGCAGACAUGUCCCUGCUUACAUUUCCAGAACAACUCCAACACAUUGAAGCUGCAGCAAGGCUAAAUAAAGGGGAAAUUGAUGCAGAGUUUAAGAAGCAGGUACAAAAAGUACAAAAAGCCAAAGCAGAUGUAAAGAAGCAGAAAGAUUUAAAAGCACAGAUGGAAGAUUUUCUAAAGGAGGCUGAGCUCUGCUUGGCAGAAAUAGAGAUUGAUCUUCAGGAACUGCAGUCUGUGAGUGACUCUGUGGCCGAAUACUUCUGUGAAGAUCCGAACAAGUUCAAACUGGAGGAGUGCUGCUCAGUCUUCGAUUCCUUUUGUGAGAAGUUUAGGCGAGCCAUGCAGGAAAACAAGGCUAAGGAGGCGGCAGAGGCGCAGCGGAGACACAGAGACAGACUGCAGUGUGCUGCCAAGCGCAGGUCCAUAGCUACCUGCUCAAGUAGAGACAAAGAAAUGGAGGGAGUUGCAUUAGAGUCAAUGCUACAGACUUUGUUAACCAAACGUGUCACUCGAAGGAGAAGUGGAAGGCCCUCAUCAACUCAUGGAAGCCCCUCAAGAGGCAGCCCCAUCAACGGGAGCCUAUCAGAAAUCACCUCUCAGGCUAACCUUCCAACUGAAGGUCAAAAGAAAGGAGGAUUUUUAAGAGUGCAGGAGAUGGGCAGGAAGGAGUGGAAUUCAGCUGUUGAACUCACAGCGAAAACACCAAAAACAGCUCAGCCUAUUGCUGAGGACAACAAGGAGAAAAGUGACAAGCCUUCUGAAGAGGAGAUGGAAACCCCCAGAAAGGAGGGAUCUAAGGAUUUAUCACUCCCGGCUAAUGGGACAACCAACAUUUCAUCCAGGCCCAGAACUUUCUCAGCAACAACUGAUGACGAUGAGGAAGAUCUCCAGGACAAUAAUGAGGAGGAAGCCCAAAAGUUACGUGAAGCAUCUAGAAAAGUUCUGCGCUUUCAGAAAAGCCGUAGCAGUGUCUCAUCUGGGGAAUUUUCCUUAGAAAAUCAGAAGUCUCCUGGUUCAGCUCCCAAACUGGUUCGUCAGCGUACCUUUGACGAGGAGACACAGAGGUAUCCCGGAGAUCCGACUGACGAGGAUUUGGUUAGGUUUUUACUGAAUCCUCAACCAUCUUCUAAACGUAACCUCGGACGUCGUCACACUCUGCCUUCCAAAGUCCCUAAAACUGAAGAAAAUGAAGACGAUCUGUUGACGCUGCCUCUAAUCAGAACUCCUAAAUCUGCAAAAAGAGACAAAGAGUCACAUGGGGGUGAAAAUAAUCAUUCAAAACAAGUAUUUGACUUUGCUAACCUUUCUAAUGACUUUGAAAAAUCUUGUGAUGUGGACCAGAGUCCUCCAUCCACAGCAAAGAAUAGCUUGACAAAUGUUUCUGUAGCCCAUGUUCCGGAUGAAGAGCAUGGGGAAAAAUCCCCUCAGGAAAAAUCGGUGGAGCCCAAAGACAGCAAUGUGCAGAAAAACAGUGAAAAUAUUCCCCCCAAGAGUCCAUGGAGUAAGACUGACAACUCUGGGUUCUUUUAUAACUUUUUAAAACGCCUUGGAGAUAUGAGCAAACCGCAGAACAACAAGGAAACUGUCCAGAAAGGCACAGAUUCUAGUGUGUAGGCUUUGAAAACAUUCAAAGCACAUGUAUAUUCAGAUUUACCAAAGCUCUAAUUUACUGUUUUAUUUAUAUUGCUUUUGCGAAUUGUUAUAAUGGUUGUGAAGAGAUGAUGGUAAGUGUAAGGAAAGUGUGUGGAGGAAGUUGUUUUUGAGAAAGGUCUAUAUUGCAUGUUACCACUAGAUGGCAGAACAUGACAGAGACGUGGUGAACUGAUGUUUAAAGAAAGGUGUUGUUUAUUUCCAGGCAAUCUUUACACUGUUUAGUAAACAACAAACUCACUGUGGCACAUUUUUUCACUAUUUUUUUAUCCACGUGGUUUAAAAUUCCCUCAACAUUGACACUGAUCUUAUCAUUUUGAUUAACGGGUAACUACUAACAGUGUGUUCUUUGUCUGGAUUUAAAUAUACAACCUUGCAGAAUGUAUUGAGAAAGAAAGUGAAUGUUGAAGGUGAGCAGAAGCCAGCAUAGAGAAAUCAAACCUAAUGCAAUGCAAGUUAUGGAUUGAUUUUUAUUUUUGAUACUUUGAUAAAUGACUAUUUGAGCGUGAUAUGCCUGAAUUCAAUACUGAUAUCCUUCUGUUAAGUGAUGGAUUUCUGUAUUUUUUAUGUCUUUGUUUUUUUCUUCUUCCUUUGUUGAUGUAACACAAUCAUGUUGUGGACGCUUUCAGCCUCUUACUCAAUCCAGCCAUUGUUUUGGGCUUAAAUGGGUCAGUGUUACAAAGACAGCCGGUAUGUGGGCAGAGCUGAACCAUAGACUCAAAGUGGCAAAGUGAAGGUUAUUAACUUGAGAAUAGAUUACUGUGGUGCAAAACCCAACAUCUACUGGCUUAUUUGAUGGAAAGAACGAGCUUCCCCUAAGUGUACACCUAUACACACAGUUUGUGAAAGUACCAGGCAGCAACCCUGAAUAUUCAUCAAGCCCCACACGGGUCACUGAGGCCACAACUUGUGCCAAAGAAGGGGCUCAAAAUGUAAACUGACCUACAGGCACCUCUUGGCUGUUAAGAAGAGUUAGUGAUUAGUUUUUAGGACUUUGUCCAGCUGACUGACUGAAGUUGAGAAGUGAGGAAAUAAAAAUGACCUUCUGUUCA